AUGUAUGAGACAUGCCCCGACCUCUACGUCUUCAACAUCACUUCAUAUCACUUUGCCCUAUUUAAGACCUUGAGUUCGCAGAUGAGGAUGUCUUUUCAGUAUGGGGGCCCUGGACGGUGGGGUUAUCACUUGGACCGCGACUAUUUGUUCACGGGAGAGUAUGCCCGCACAAUGUUUGUGAGAACGAUCGGAUGUAUUCCGGAUUUGCAAAGUUCCGUUCGGAUGUCCAUCGGAAGCGAGCGAGAACUAUAA
Molecule: messenger RNA, 252 nt
Organism: Phytomonas sp. Hart1
Lineage: Eukaryota; Euglenozoa; Kinetoplastea; Trypanosomatida; Trypanosomatidae
Source: the annotation of a GenBank genome assembly